UGGGCAGUUUUAUAUCAUAACAACGACAGUAGCUUGGAUGUGUUGAAGCAGUUUGCCUCACGAUACUACGUAUGUUCGUAUCGUUUGUGAAUAGAAAGGAUAUAACAAAACUGCUGUUAAAAAUCAGAUACCAUAUAAGAAUUGAAAAUGACUCGAGCAGAAUUCUCUCCCUUGAGGUCAGUCAUCAUUCCGGCUUCAGCUGUACAAAAUCAUAUGUUGUCCCCUUUUUAGUCAAGUAUUAUAUAAUGCCCAAUGUUGCAUUUACUAACAAGGUAUGAAUAUUGCCUCUUUAGAUAAUUCCGACAGUUAACAUUAACAUUUGUAUAAACAAUUAAUGAUACUGAAUUAAAGGUGGCAUUUUAUUGUUCUCUAUCCUUACCAAUACAUUAUUGAACUGUUAAGAAUUCUCUGUUUUAAUUGUUGACAAUAUAUUCAGGUUCACGAAAUUUUUGUAACCUUGGCAGUCUGCGGUUCUGAUGUUUCACAAGGUGAAAUUCCUUAUAAAAUUUAACAGUACAUUCGAAAUCUUCAAUGAAUACAAGUCAUGUGACUACAUUUUGCGCACUAAAGAACUGAUAAGAAUAGUCAUCAAGUAUGGCAGUUUUACGCAUAUUUUUGGUCACCCUAGCAGUCUGUGGUUUAGAUGCUGUUCAAGGUGAAAUUCCGAAUGAAAUCCAACAGUUCGUUCUGAGUCUUCUACAGGAACACGAUGAAGAAGUGAUGGAGUUGAAACAGGAGAUUCAGUCCCUCAGACAAGAGGUAUCCUCACUCCAGAGUUCGUACUUAAAGGUCUUACACAAACUCGAUGAUAUAAGGCAAAAGGAGAAUAAGGAAGUGUCGGUUCCUAUGGAAACCGAAAUAUACGGCAAAAUUCAAGAGUUAGGCAUCAAGAAUCCAUCCUCUCAGAACGCUACACAAUCCAAUGCUCAACAUAAUUCAGCUGGUAGUAAACAAUUGCCAGAGAAUGUUCAGCACGUGAGAAAAGGAAGAAUAGUUCCUCACAAUAUGAACGGAAACUAUCAAACAGCCUUUUCCACAUACAUUUCCAAAUUUAUUUCUAAUCUCCAACACAAUCAACAACUUGUGUUUGACAUUGCAAUCUUAAAUAAUGGAAACGCUUACGACGAAACCUCUGGAGUCUUUACUCCAACCACUAAAGGGGUGUAUGUUCUGUUUGCCACCAUUACUACGAGCCCUGGAAAGAGUUUGGAGGCUGAGAUCGUGAAAAACGGCAACGUGCUUUGUCGAAUCUAUUCCGGGGACAACACACUCUAUUCUCCUGGUUCUAAUAUGGCCGUUGCUGCUUUGGACAUUGGUGACAGAGUCCUGGUCAGAAUCCAUGACCAUUACCAUGACGAUGGUGUCACCAUUGACGGCGCCUUCUCCACGUUUUCUGGAUUUCUGUUGUACGAAACAGACUGAAUGAUUAAAACACAUAGAAUCUGUUAAUUCCUAAUCGUUUAUAACAUAUAAAUAAAUUCACCUGCAUUUUUCAUUGACUAAAACAUAAAACAUAUAAAAGUUAUUUCUAAUCGUUUCUAUGACUCAUGUAAAGUAUCUAUCUAAAAAUACCUAUUUUACACAGUGAAUUCGUGAAAUGAAAUAAUUAUAAUAGCGUAUCUGCAUAUUUUUAUCUUAACUAGCCAAGGGUUUUCGGUCAACUUUGCUCCCC
This is a messenger RNA of Magallana angulata, 1672 nucleotides long. Its product is annotated as complement C1q tumor necrosis factor-related protein 3-like. The record is from RefSeq and is a predicted model, not a curated record. Gene Ontology annotation, molecular function: protein binding. The transcript is spliced from 2 exons. Bases 595 to 1422 code for a protein of 275 amino acids. Lineage: Eukaryota; Metazoa; Mollusca; Bivalvia; Ostreida; Ostreidae.